AAACUUUUCUCUCAGAGUAAUGAUGAAGAGGAAGAGAAACUCAAAGGCAGUUGGAAGCCAACAUGUGGAAAGAGAUGCAGAUGAAGAGACUGAGACAAAGAGUACUUCUAUACUGGAUUUACCCGAUUUUAUCUUUAAAGAUGUUGUGCUGCGACUCCCACUCAAGGCAAUCAUCAUGUGCAAGUGUGUUUGUAAACCUUGGCGCCGUAUCAUAUCAGAUCCUCAGUUUGCUAAGAUGCAUUUUGCCAGUGCACAGCCUUGUCCUCUGGUUAGGACUUUGGGUAACUCAAGAGUUUCAAGAAUGCUUUACCUAAUUGAACCGUCCGAGAUUAAUGUGAGCUACAAUUCAGAUAACUAUUCUCCUGAUGGGGUUAAUUUGAAGCUAGAGACCAAGUUGAAGAUCCCGCUGCGCAAUGCUGAAAUGGUGCCUCAGAAUCCUAGUGGUGCCAAAUUGAGUCUUUGCAGUAAGGGUGGCUCUAAGAAGCGUUGCAUGAAUGUGAGAACCAUAAAAGUGAGGACGAAAGAGCAGAAGUUCCAAAUUGUCAAUUCAUGCAAUGGAAUUCUUUGCUUGUCAGAUCCCUCAUAUAACAAUCCUCUUGCCAUAUGUAACCCAGUAACAGGCGAGUAUUUAAACCUUCCAGCGAUUGAUGAAGUUGAUAACAGCUUGAAUGAUAUAGUAUCUUGUGGAUUUGGCUUCAGUGAGAAGACUAACGAAUAUAAAGUUAUUAGAUUGUUUGAUCAAGGACGUCUGGAGCUUAUUAGUUGCCCAAUUACAGGUAAAGAAGUUUUUGGUAAAAGAGUGGCUGAGGUACACACAGUUGGCUCAGGAUCUUGGAGACGCAUUGGUCAUGCUCCAUCUUAUGGUUGUGAACUGAGAUUUACUACCUGUCUGAAAGGAUCUCUUCAUUGGAUCCGUAAAGAUGACAGGAAAUUGGAUUUCAUAUACUCUUUUGAUCUCAGCCAAGAGCAAUUUAAAGCAAUUCAGCCACCUCCAUUAGAGCACCGGAUGAAGGAUUGGGAUAAUCUGCGUAAUCUGAGCCUGGGAGUGUUAAAUAAUAGCUUGUGUUUGUGUGUCGGCCCAGUCUUUGAUGACAUCGACAUAUGGGUUAUGCAGAAACAUGGUGAACCCAAAAGUUGGACAAAGUUCAUUUCAAUUAACUUGUCUGUUUAUGAUAGAUGGCCAGUCGGUGUCUACCACCCCAUAAAUUUCCUAGAAAGUAAAGGGCUGUUGAUGUUUCAGUGUCCUAAAAGUGCAUUCAUGUAUUAUGAACCUCAAUUUGAUCAAUGGAAGUACUUCAGAAUUCAAGACAUCAAAAUGAAAUUUGAAGCAGUUGCUCAUACUCCAAGUCUCAUCUUGCUCAAGGAUGUUGUGACUGGUGACAAUGCUGAGAUACUGAAUGUCAAUUCAAGGUGCAAUGAAUUUAAAUUGCUAGGGGAAACCAAAGAUCUCUUCUUGGUGGAAGAAAUCAGGGAUUUGGAAAUAGACACUGAUGCCUCCAGUUACAGUUACAGCGAUGAAGAAUGAUUUACUGCAGUUGUGAAGCACUUGAAUGUUUGGAGAACUUAGUACCAUGCAGUUGGAACUUGGGAAGUAGUCUUUUCAUUUUGUUGCUAUAUCAGGAGGCUAUGCUUGCUUCUCCUUGGAUGUACAUGCUUUUGGUAUGUGACAGUUUGUGAUACUAGUAAAAGUCAAUGCCAAGCAAGCACCUUUUGCA
Messenger RNA from Coffea eugenioides, 1715 nucleotides. Its product is annotated as F-box protein At3g07870-like. Gene Ontology annotation, molecular function: protein binding. Lineage: Eukaryota; Viridiplantae; Streptophyta; Magnoliopsida; Gentianales; Rubiaceae. The transcript has 3 exons. The coding region runs from base 20 to 1525 and encodes 501 amino acids. The record is from RefSeq and is a predicted model, not a curated record.